CCUUGGAACCCCUCGGAGCUACUUCAAAAGCUGAUUGUUCAGUCUCUCCUAUGUCCUAGGGUUGGACUUGUCGCAACGAAACUCCGCAGUGGAUAGCGCAAGCGUUGACGGGGAGCCGAUGUUGAGGACGGGUGACGUAUGGGGCCUAGAAUUGACGUGGGAGAGCAGGUCGGGUAGGGCGAUAGCAGAGGGCCAGAUGAUGAGGGUAGAUGGAGGUUGGAGUGCAGAUGGCGAUGAAAGAGUGUGGUGUCUGCGCUGGGAGAAGGCGGUCCCUGGCGGGGAAAGGCCCUUUGGACCGGUCGUUUCAAGCACCCCUUUCUGUCGGAGAGGGUUUAAUGAGCCAGCCUGAACGGGGGCGGUUCAGGAAGGGCAAGUCAAUCAGCCAGGGUCGAAAUCACGGGCAGCAACAGGGGUGGGAGAGAGCAGCAGGAGGGCGUAGUUCUAUUAUGGCCUUGGAAAGAGCAAGGCCAGAUGGGAUACCUUCUGAAAAGAGCGAGAGAAUGAAAAGAGGGAAGAUAAACAAGAAUGCACUGCUGAACGAUGGCAGUGCCGAAAAGAGCGACUAGGUUGAGGCAGAGGGAAAGAGGGUCAAGGAAGGGGAAGCGACAGAACGAUUGACAGACUCCUUCCUGGGAAGACACAGGCAGGGUGACUGCGCAGAGGAGG
Molecule: messenger RNA, 666 nt
Organism: Aspergillus ibericus CBS 121593
Lineage: Eukaryota; Fungi; Ascomycota; Eurotiomycetes; Eurotiales; Aspergillaceae
Exons: 1
Coding region: 210-566 (118 amino acids)
Source: RefSeq, a predicted model, not a curated record